GGAGCAUCUAUGAGCAAAGAAGCUGAGGAAAAAAAGGAAAAAGGAAAGAAGGCAAAGAAGACACGGUGAAGGCAGGAGCCUCAGCAUCUCUAUACUCAGACGAAGCUUUGUAAACCUUGUUUAAGUGCAGUGAGGAGUAGAUAGAACUAUAGGGUGUGUAUAGGGUGCUAUAAAACUUGCUGUUGCUGCUAUGAGCCUGCUCGUCUUAUUCUCAGUGCUUCUUGUGUCUCUGAGUGGCGGAAGAUGUGCUGUAAUCACUGGGGCGUGUGAUAGGGAUGUCCAGUGCGGCAUAGGGAUGUGCUGUGCGGUCAGUCUGUGGCUGAGGGGCCUACGAAUGUGCACACCGGAGGGGUUUGAGGGAGACGAGUGUCAUCCAUUUAGCCACAAGGUACCAUUCCCUGGAAAGAGGCAACAUCACACCUGCCCCUGUCUGCCUCUCUUUGUGUGCACCAGAUUUGCUGACAGCAGAUAUCGGUGUACCAAAGAUUACAAAAGUAUAGAUUUUUAAAUGCCUAUAUUAUAGACAAAGAAAAACAGAGGGCUGUGCUCUAGGAGAAAUGAGUACUUGAGAAUUAGAAAUGAUAGGAUAAUAGUAAGUGCCACAGUCACUGAUUUUUGUUUGUCCCAUUCAUGCACUUUGCACAAAACAUUCUUAUCAUUUUUCCAAAAUAGCAGUUUAAACCCUUAAGUGUUUGAGAAACACAAUGUCAUACAGUGUUUACACUGGCAUCUAAUGAAGCCAUGUGCAGUGAAACCCAGUCUGAGUUUGCAUAACAAACAGCACCCAGAGCACAUUUUCAAAUAAAUAUAUUUCUCAAUAAAAAGUGUGCUCUGUGUUAUUCAAAUGCUUUCUGACUGAAAUGUGAAUCCAGAUGUUCGAUUAACCUAAAUAUUGUUGUAAAUAUUUGUAUCCUGUCAAAGCACUCAAUUAAGAAUUAAACCUUGGAAUUAUAAGGUUCUGUGUCCUUUUUUACUUUCAAAUUCACUGAUAUGUAAAUAU
Molecule: messenger RNA, 1000 nt
Organism: Silurus meridionalis
Lineage: Eukaryota; Metazoa; Chordata; Actinopteri; Siluriformes; Siluridae
Gene: prok1
Product: prokineticin 1
Exons: 3
Coding region: 191-508 (105 amino acids)
Source: RefSeq, a predicted model, not a curated record